GAAAAUGAAGAGAGACAGAUGACAAAAGAAGAUGCUUCUAAUGGACUAAGGAGGUGCUUUCUUAAAGUCAGAAAGAGAUACUCAGAAAGAGGUACAGGUUUUGGAAGGCACAGAGCCCCAACUUUUACGGAAGAAAAGAUUUCAUGAAAAUAGUGAUAUUACAUUAAAAGAAGUACUCGUAUCCUCUGCCACUUUAUUUCGACUUCCAUUGCCCUAGGAAAGAGCCUGUUUGAAGGCGGGCCCAAGGAGUGCCGACAGCAGUCUCCUCCCUCCACCUUCUUCCUCAUUCUCACCAGCUUGCUGAGCCCUUUGCUCCCCUGGCGACUGCCUGGACAGUCAGCAAGGAAUUGUCUCCCAGUGCAUUUUGCCCUCCUGGCUGCCAACUCUGGCUGCUAAAGCGGCUGCCACCUGCUGCAGUCUACACAGCUUCGGGAAGAGGAAAGGGACCUCAGACCUUCCAGAUCGCUUCCUCUCGCAACAAACUAUUUGUCGCAGGAAUAAAGAUGGCUGCUGAACCAGUAGAAGACAAUUGCAUCAACUUUGUGGCAAUGAAAUUUAUUGACAAUACGCUUUACUUUAUAGAAAACCUGGAAUCAGAUUACUUUGGCAAGCUCGAAUCUAAAUUAUCAGUCAUAAGAAAUUUGAAUGACCAAGUUCUCUUCAUUGACCAAGGAAAUCGGCCUCUAUUUGAAGAUAUGACUGAUUCUGACUGUAGAGAUAAUGCACCCCGGACCAUAUUUAUUAUAAGUAUGUAUAAAGAUAGCCAGCCUAGAGGUAUGGCUGUAACUAUCUCUGUGAAGUGUGAGAAAAUUUCAACUCUCUCCUGUGAGAACAAAAUUAUUUCCUUUAAGGAAAUGAAUCCUCCUGAUAACAUCAAGGAUACAAAAAGUGACAUCAUAUUCUUUCAGAGAAGUGUCCCAGGACAUGAUAAUAAGAUGCAAUUUGAAUCUUCAUCAUAUGAAGGAUACUUUCUAGCUUGUGAAAAAGAGAGAGACCUUUUUAAACUCAUUUUGAAAAAAGAGGAUGAAUUGGGGGAUAGAUCUAUAAUGUUCACUGUUCAAAAUGAAGACUAGCUAUUAAAAUUUCAUGCCGGGCGCGGUGGCUCACGCCUGUAAUCCCAGCCCUUUGGGAGGCUGAGGUGGGCGGAUCACCAGAGGUCAGGUGUUCAAGACCAGCCUGACCAACAUGGUGAAACCUCAUCUCUACUAAAAAUACAAAAAAUUAGCUGGGUGUGGUGACCCAUGCCCUCAAUCCCAGCUACUCAAGAGGCUGAGGCAGGAGAAUCACUUGAACUCUGGAGGUGGAGGUUGUGGUGAGCCGAGAUUUCACCAUUGCGCUCCAGCCUGGGCAACAACAGCAAAACUCCAUCCCAAAAAAUAAAAUAAAUAAAUAAACAAAUAAAAAAUUCAUAAUGUGAA
Pan troglodytes (chimpanzee) is the source of this 1418-nucleotide messenger RNA. RefSeq names its product interleukin 18 (gene IL18). The coding region runs from base 504 to 1073 and encodes 189 amino acids. Gene Ontology annotation, molecular function: cytokine activity. The record is from RefSeq and is a predicted model, not a curated record. Lineage: Eukaryota; Metazoa; Chordata; Mammalia; Primates; Hominidae. The transcript has 5 exons. Gene Ontology annotation, biological process: cellular response to lipopolysaccharide; immune response; inflammatory response.